Messenger RNA from Bombus impatiens (common eastern bumble bee), 1591 nucleotides. RefSeq lists its product as uncharacterized. The transcript is spliced from 3 exons. Bases 215 to 952 code for a protein of 245 amino acids. Lineage: Eukaryota; Metazoa; Arthropoda; Insecta; Hymenoptera; Apidae. The record is from RefSeq and is a predicted model, not a curated record.
GCGCGUUGCGCCUGUGUGUACGCGAACAGCGGCCUCGACAGCGAACAGGCAGCGCCGCGCAACCAGUGUACUCCUACCGACGUUAGAGGAAGGAACGAAUUUCUAGUGUAUUUCUUUGUGUUCACGUCUUUCUAUAUUCCUAUCGUUCAUCUUACAAUCCUUAUUCGUCGAUUUCUAUCACUCAUUAAUGAAAGUUCGUCAUUGAGGAGAAAUUAUGGAUUGGUCGAAAGAUAUGGGGCUCUCGCUGGUGAACUUAUACAAGAACAAGGAGGUUCUAUGGAACCCGGGGAACUCUGAAUACCAUCAAAAAAAUAGACGACACGAUGCUUGGCAAGAAGUCGCUGAUGAACUCUCCUUGAUUAUUAAAAAACCGGUGUCUUCAUUGGAAUGCAAGAGAAAGAUGGAUACCAUUCUUUCCUCGUUUAGGAGAGAGAGGGUAAAAGUAAGGAAGAUUAGCGAGAUGGCUGAGGGAGAUUCUGACAGACCUUCGGGAUCCACAUGGUUCCUUUAUGAUUCAUUAACUUUUCUUAUCGAAAAAGAUGUUCUCCGUUCCAACAAAUCUUUUGUUAACGUUAAUCGCGACGAACAUUCUCCUCCACCUAUCAAAGUAAACAAACUGCAAUCAGAGAACGAACGAAUAGAAAAGAUGUCUAAAGCAGUGGAAACACCAAGCGAGGACGAGUGUUACAGCUACGGAAUGUUCGUGGCGAAUAAAUUGAAACGCUAUUCAGCUCGUACUCGAAGCGCAGUUCAGCACGCCAUAAGUGAUAUUCUUUUUAACGCUGACAUGGGUUAUUACAAUCAGUCUAGUUCAGUUUCGACGAACACGCAGACUGAACCUAACGUAGUUCAGUGCAUUUGGUUGCAACAGAACGAAAGCACUCAGCAAGAACACGACUUUAAGAACGAAGUAAUCAGUGAUCUGGAGAACGAGAGCGAAAUAUUUAAUUAAAUUCAGCAUCGAAUUGUUAAUAGCGACGAUGAAUUGUACUGUGAUCGUUGCAACGAUAUAAUUUUACUCGUUGCAAGUUUUAAGCUUCGGUUGAUUAUUUCGUUUUGUUUAUCAAAUGGUUGAUUGAAAUUGCGAGCAAGCUUAUUUUAUACAAGAAAAAACGAACGCGUGUAGAAAUGUUGAAAGUGUAAAUAGAAGUUAAUUUAAAAUAGUUAUUGGCUUUUUAUAGGAACUGGUUGGAUAUUGCUAACUAACCUAUUGUACGUGUAAUAUAUUAUACAUAUCAUAUUAUAUUUAUGUCUAUUUAUACACAGGGUGUACCAAAUAAAUUGUUAUAACUUGUUCUCUUAGAAAACAAUACAGAUAUCGAUUUUAGAUUCUUUUGUACAAUUAAAUGGAUCAGAGGAUAAUAUUUUAAUAUAAGAUCUAACGAAAUUGAUAUAUCUAAGAACCAUAUGUGAUAUAUUGAGAAAUUAAAUCUUUACGUAAUUUGUCUACGCAAUUUGAUAACGAAUAUUUAUUUUCAAGUCCGAGAAGUUGAUAGACGUAUCAUGCAUAUUACUUCUUUGUAAUGCAUAAUGUGUAUUAUACCCAUUACACGACAAAAGAAAUACAUUAGUCUCUUUGUUGUUCUCAACA